AUGAGGAACGGCAAACGGGUGAAGGUGAACGGCGUCUUCUGUUCCGGCUGUUCCAUGAUGCACUCGAUGCGGUUGGAGAUGAAGACCGGAGGCGCGGCUGAAGAUGGUGCGGGAGAAAUGGCAACAACACCGGCAGGCUCCUUCUGUGGCAUGCUGCUGAACAGUGGGGGCAAACGGCGGCCUGAACGAAGCUCCAGGGAGAGAAUGGGCCGCAUCGACCGGCUCACGAAUGGCGUGGUGAUCGGAACGGUGACCACGGCGGUUGUGAUCAUCUUGGUGAUCUUCAUCGCCACCGAAAGGCGCGUGUUCAUCCAGCACCAAUUAUUUCCGAUGGCCGGUGGUGAGUCCGGGCCACCGCCACCCGAGGACGUGGUGCCACCACAGCCGUGGUCCCUGGUCGAUCGCCAGGCCUACCUGAGCCACGACAUAGUGGCGCCUUCCUCGGGGAAGCGUCACCCCACGCGCCGCCUGCCCCGACACCUGGUGCCCGUCCACUACUCGCUCGAGCUGCAGCCCCAGCUGGAGGGGAAACCGAAGCAGGUGGACACGUUCCGCGGACAUGUGGACAUACUCGUCAACUGCACGGCUGAGACGGACGUCAUCACUCUGCACGCGUCUCCGGAACUGGAAUUGUCGCUGAGUGGCCACAAGGGCCUCGGUGUGACGGUGCGUCACUCCCAGCCACCGUUCGCCAAGAUCAAAGCCAAUCACUUGACCCUGGAACCGGAAGAGGAGUUUCUCCAAAUUCAUCUGGCAGAAAAGCUCCGCGCUAAUGAGUCCUAUUCAAUGAGCAUCGCUUUCCGGGGAAAACUGGGCACCGACAGAGGCUUCUACAAGUAUCACUACCGCGUCAACGGAACACUCAAACAUCUUCUUCUAACCUUCUUCGAGCCGACGUUCGCACGAAGGGCCUUUCCGUGUUUCGACGAGCCAGACUUCAAGGCUACCUUCACUGUGACAAUCGUUAGACCGGAAGGCUACACUGCUCUUUCCACUAUGCCAGUUGAAAAACGGGAAGAAAGAUCACAAGGCUUUGUGGCGGAUACGUUCGCGCCAACUAUGCCCAUGUCGACGUACACUCUGGCCUUCGCGGUUCUCAACUUCUCGUCCCAGAGCAACGGAAACGUUACCAUAUGGUCUUUGACGGACAGGUCUCCGUACCUGCAGUAUGCCCUAGAGGUGGCUCCAAAACUACUCAAGUUCUAUGAAGACCUGCUGGGCGUCGCCUAUCCACUGCCGAAAAUGGACAUAAUAUCGCUGCCAUCUUUCUUGGCGGACGCUAUGGAGAACUGGGGGCUGCUCACGUUCCACGAGCAGUGCCUCCUGUACGACGAGCGCUCGACGCCGUACAAGAAGCCACUCAUCACAGGCCUCGUAGCCCACGAGAUUGCGCACCAGUGGUUCGGCAACUUGGUCACGAUGAACUGGUGGAGUGAUCUGUGGCUAAACGAAGGAUUCGCCACGUACAUGCAGUACACUGGAGCCGACUACAUCCAGCAGCAGUGGCGAAUGAUGGAUCUGUUCGUGGUUAACGAGAUGCAGCCCAUCUUGAGAGCUGAAUCCACGGUCACGGCUCAUCCGGUGUCGGUGACGUCGAAUUCGACGCAUCACUUGGAUGCACUGUUUGACAGAAUCGUGUACAGCAAGGCAUCAAGUGUGAUUCGGAUGAUGGCACAUUUCCUGACACCGGAGGUAUUCAUGCGUGGUGUUAAAACCUACCUUCACAAAUACAGGUUCAAAAAUGUCAAACAAGAAGACCUCCUCCACGAACUCACUUCAGCUCAAGGUGAUGAACAGAAGGUGAGCGUUAAGCGAGUUAUGAAGUCCUGGCUGAAGACCCCCGGCUACCCUCUGCUGACGGUCACCAGGAACUACAGCACGGGAACAGUCGUCGUCCACCAGGAAGCCUACGCCACCCGGCAUGACACGAAGGCCAUCUGGAAUAUUCCUGUGACGUACACGACCAUGUCAGAGAAGAACUUCGACAACAACGCCAAGAUCGAAUGGCUGAACAAGCGAGAAGGGAAACUCAAGAAAAACAUGGAAGCAAGCAACCAGUGGCUGAUAGUGAAUAUCCAGCGCGUUGGUUAUUACCGGGUCAACUAUGACGUCUUCAACUGGAGGCUGCUUCAGUCUCAGCUGAGAGAAAAACCCGAGGCAAUACAUGUCUUGAAUCGGGCGCAGCUCAUUGAUGAUGCCUUGGAUCUUGCAAAGAACGGACACCUGCCUUACGAAAUUGCUUUGGAGUUUCUGGACUUGGUUCGUCCGGAAGAUGACUACAUGCCCUGGAAAUCGGCUCUGGAUGGCAUUCAUGACCUUGAUUUCCUUAUCAGGAAGACGAAAUACUACAGGAAGUAUCAGGUGUUUGUGCGGUUCAUUCUCAACAAGAAGUUUGAAGCCUUUACACAAGAAAGGAGCAGCAACCUCUCUGCCACUGACGACCUGCUUCGCAAGUCAAUCAUCAUGAACUCGUGCUACUUCGAAAACGAAGCUUGUCUGGCAUUCUCAACGAACAAGUUCAGAAUCUUCCUGGAUGAACCAUCGAAAAUACAAAAAGCUCUGCGCAAGAAUCCAUGGCGCACCAUGGUGGUGCUGUGCCAAGGCGUGCGUCUAGACAAUGGCAGCCACUGGCAGUUCGUGCUGGACCACCUGGACGAGGCAGCCACGGACGAGAGCAAACGCGCCGCCGUCAGGGCACUCGGAUGCGCCGAGAAUCGAUCCCGGCUUAAAGAACUCCUGAAUCACGCCUUCGACAAGCCCGAGUUUCCAGGGAAGAUGCAGUACAUAUUCGAGAGCCUUAUGGAGACGCCGAUGGGCGAGGAGCUCGCCUCAGACUUUCUCUUGAAGAACCUCAAGAAGCUCAUUCGCAAGUACGGAACGGGACCUUCUAUGAAGCAUGCUAUACGGGCUGUCGUCACCGGAGUCCGCAGUGUGGAUCGGUUUAAUAAGAUCAAGCACUUCCACGAAGAUCUCUCUCGGCGUCGCCGGUUUCCUCGAAGAGUGGACCUGGCGUUUGUCGGCGCGUUGACCGAGGCCGAGCGUGCGCUGCUCUGGACGCGGAAUCACGGCCGCCAGGUCGAGGAGUGGCUUGACAAGAAAAUGUCCAAGUAUCCAUUUCUCUACGAGGAUGUCGUCAGAGCCAUGUACUAG
Messenger RNA from Rhipicephalus microplus (southern cattle tick), 3150 nucleotides. RefSeq names its product aminopeptidase N. Gene Ontology annotation, biological process: proteolysis; peptide catabolic process. Gene Ontology annotation, molecular function: zinc ion binding; metalloaminopeptidase activity; peptide binding. The record is from RefSeq and is a predicted model, not a curated record. Gene Ontology annotation, cellular component: cytoplasm; membrane. NCBI's taxonomy places the organism in Eukaryota, Metazoa, Arthropoda, Arachnida, Ixodida, Ixodidae.